Molecule: messenger RNA, 2158 nt
Organism: Pangasianodon hypophthalmus (striped catfish)
Lineage: Eukaryota; Metazoa; Chordata; Actinopteri; Siluriformes; Pangasiidae
Exons: 3
Coding region: 278-847 (189 amino acids)
Biological process (GO): immune response-regulating cell surface receptor signaling pathway
Cellular component (GO): plasma membrane
Molecular function (GO): signaling receptor activity
Source: RefSeq, a predicted model, not a curated record
CAUAUUUCACCAUCCGAAAAAUUCCUUCAGUGUGACUGCAUGAUAUAAAUAUCAUAAAGCUGCACUCUCACUGAUUUGCAUUUUAUGCUCUUUUUUGCUUUACUUUAUUUUACUUUGAUCAUAUGUCUGUCUGUUCUGUCCAUUUGAACCACUAGUCUUCUUUUUCUCAGCCUUCGGAUGGGAAACAACGUCCUGCAAGCUGUUUUUGUGAGAGGAAGUGACCCAGAGCGUGGUGAGAACUCACUCAGAUCAGCGUACUACCUCAAGCAGAGCAGCCAUGUUCCUCAGCAGUUCCACUGCUUUCUUUUUAUUCUUCAUUACUCUCUCUACAUUUCCAUCUACACCUAAAAGCAGCGAGAAUAUCAUAGUGCAAGUGACAUAUUCAAGGCAUCCAGUAAGGGGAACAGAGGGACAGCCACUGACUCUCAAGUGCUCAGCACAGUAUGACGAACAGCAAUGUAGAAACAUCUCGGUCUACUGGUGUCUUUUGGUGUUAGAAAAGUCAUGUCAGCCACUUACUGAUCCGGACAGAUACUCGAUCCAUAUCAACGAGACUCAAAUCAGCGGGGAAAGUGUGUUCAGGCAAAGAGAUGCUUUUGUUACAUUUACACGGCUGACUCUCAAUGACACCGGCUUUUAUCAGUGUAAAGCCGUAUGUCAGCACACUGAGACCACAGCUAUGGGACAUCUCAUCAAUGUCACUGUGACAGGUCAGGAGGAGACAACAAACAUCUUCUUCACAGGCGACACUAAUAAUGGUCAGAAGAUCCGGAGCGACCGAUGCAGUGUGGUGUUUCUUCUGACAAUCAGCAGCGUCUUCCUCCUUUUAUGGAGCCAUCAAAUGUGAUUAUUUCAUCUUCGUGGAACACCAAAUGCUGUAAAUAAGAAAACUUUAUUAUCAUAAAUAUCAUUCCUAUGCCGUGUUCCCUUUUUGGUGGGCUAGUAUUAUUAACUAUUGCAUUAUUAUGUUGCAUUGCUCAUGCUGCACUAUGGCAUGUGGACUGUGAUGUUACAUAGGCAGUAGACUUACUCUCGAAAACUCAGGCCAUAAAUAUAAGAAUGCUUCUGGUUAUAAUCUCACUGCCUAUCUGCAGUUCUGUGUACACGAACUCACGAGCGCAACAGGAAACAGGGUAGAUUGGAAAUGAUUGUAAGAGUCUGUAACAUCUAGAAAAGAAGUUAGUGGCAGGUUUGUUCUGCAAGCCAGAUGUUUAGUGGCAAUACAUAUAUGUAUAUAGAUAGAUAGAUAUAUAGAUAUAGAUAGAUAGAUAGAUAUAGAUAUAGAUAUAUUAUUGCGCAAUAACCAGGUUUUGUAAUAGCACAGUUUUCGUUUGGUUUUUUUUAACAAUUGCCUCCCUCCUACACUUCAUGAUGUAACAACAGUCUGUGGUUUUUCAAAUGGAAUAUCUCAAAUAGCUUCUUCCUGUGGUAAUCAUUAAAGCUAAUGUCUCACUCUUCCUCACAUGCAAGUCUCUGUUAAGUCAAGAUAAUUACAAUUCUACUGAUUAGUAACUUAAUAGCAAGACUAAAUUGGUAAAACAUGCUUUUUUGCCUUGUUUUGUUUGAUUUGAGAGAAUCUAUACAAUCUGUCUUGCUCUUUAAUACCUCCGUGCACACCUUUAACUCUGGAAAUUUCUCAAUUAAAGGAUGACAUCAGGCUUGAAAGAGGAGUGGAGGACAGAAUGAGGCCAGCUGUCAAGCAAGAUAUAUACUUAAAUUUUCAUUCUGAGAUCUUUGCUGAUUAACAGUUUUACCAGCUCCAGACUUCAAAGACAUGAUAUGUGAUUUUUAAAGAGUUUCAUUCUGUCAUGAGUGAACAAAGUUAUACAAUGUUGGAAAUCACUCAUAUUUAAAAGAAAUACCAGUUACUUUGACCUACUUUAUAUUACUAACGAAAGAACAGCUAAGCUCUUGUGGUCAGCUAUGUUUAUGUAUUGGAAAUGCCUUAUACCGUGUAUUUUUAGUCCUCUCUAUUUUUAAACUUUUCUUAGAAUUAAGGACAGGUGAAAAUUUAGAAAUGACUUCAUACAUUAUAGGAAAUGGUUACAUUUCAAGCACAAUGCCAUGCUCAUAACCUCUUAUGGCUUAUAAAAGUAAAAAGACAUCACUGGCCAGAUGCUGCUGUUUCACAAUGACAAUAAAAGGAGAAAAGGAAAAA